AUGACGAACAUCUUUGGAAACACUGUCGAGCCAAGAUUCAAUAUCCUGGCGCCGCUAAUGGCAUGUUUGGGAUUCUCGAAGACCGAGACUGCACGUUUUCCACCCGAACUGCCACAUUCUUUCUGUGUAGAGGAGUCAGAGCCCAAGCCAGACAAGAUGCACACUGGUACGCUCUACGAUGGCUCCUUCUGCAAGGAGCCAGAAAUUCAAGGGCAGCUAGGCGGGCAGUCCGACAUUAGUCUUCACCAUGAAAGAGUAUCCUCUCGGAGAGAAAAAGCAAAGCACCUCGCAGGAGGUCAUCACGCUUCGCCAUAUGAAGAGGGAGGGCAGCUUCAAACUGCACGCAGUUCUGAACCGCAGUGA
Molecule: messenger RNA, 363 nt
Organism: Penicillium arizonense
Lineage: Eukaryota; Fungi; Ascomycota; Eurotiomycetes; Eurotiales; Aspergillaceae
Exons: 3
Coding region: 1-363 (120 amino acids)
Source: RefSeq, a predicted model, not a curated record